ACGAUCUGCGCAUGCGGUUGUUUCUGCUAUGGCUGUAGACUGAAACUACAGUAACGCUAAUUAGUAAUUAAAAGCAAUUUGAUCCAAGUAUGGCAUCCAGCGGAGCUGGUGGCAGGGCGUUUCUGGCAGAUGCCGGGCAUGGAGAGCAAGAGUUGGAUGCCAACUCCGCACUCAUGGAGUUGGAUAAAGGGUUGCGAUCUGGGAAGCUUGGAGAGCAGUGUGAAGCUGUUGUACGGUUUCCAAGGCUGUUUCAGAAAUAUCCGUUUCCUAUCCUCAUCAACUCUGCUUUUCUGAAGCUGGCAGAUGUGUUCAGAGUAGGGAACAACUUUCUUCGUCUGUGCGUGCUGAAAGUGACUCAGCAGAGUGAGAAACAUCUGGAGAAAAUUCUAAAUGUGGAUGAGUUUGUGAAAAGGGUUUUCUCUGUCAUUCACAGUAAUGACCCUGUCGCCAGAGCUAUUACUCUACGAAUGUUGGGGAGCAUGGCCUCCAUAAUUCCGGAUCGUAAAAAUGCCCAUCACAGCAUACGGCAAAGCUUAGACUCGCACGAUAAUGUGGAAGUUGAAGCUGCCGUCUUUGCUGCGUCUCACUUCUCUGCACAGUCAAAGGAUUUUGCUACUGGAAUCUGUAACAAAAUUGGUGAAAUGAUACAAGGCCUGGCCACACCUGUUGACUUAAAGUUAAAGCUGAUUCCUAUCCUCCAGCAUAUGCACCAUGAUGCUAUGUUGGCUUCCAACAGCCGCCAGCUGCUUCAGCAAUUGGUUACAUCGUAUCCCUCAACAAAGAUGGUGAUUGUGACUCUUCAUACCUUCACUCUGCUGGCUGCCUUCUCAUUGGUAGACAUACCAAAACAGAUUCAGCUUUUGCUGCAGUAUUUAAAAAAUGACCCCAGAAAAGCUGUUAAGAGACUUGCUAUUCAGGAUCUCAAGUUUUUGGCCAGAAAAACCCCACACACAUGGAGCAGAGACAAUAUUCAGACACUAUGUGAGUGCUCCCUGCAGACGCCUUAUGACAGCCUGAAGCUGGGAAUGCUUUCUGUUCUCUCCACUCUGUCAGAAAGUGUUGCCAUCAAACAAUAUUUCAGUGGUCUUCCAGGAACAAAAGCAAAUGCUUCAAGAUAUUCAGAUUUAGUCAAAUUAGCACAGGACUGCAGUUACCAUAGCAACCGUGGCAUUGCAGCUCAUGGAGUGACUGUUCUUACGAAUAUUGUAUCUUCUUGUCAAGAUAUAGAUCAUUUGGCUUUGGAUAAAGAUGCAAUAUUUGGCCUUGAAUCUCUUCUUGUCUUGUGCAGCCAAGAUAACAGCGCAGGAGCUCAGCAGACUUUAAAGAUUGCUUUAUCUUGCAUGGUUAAGCUGGCAAAGUGCCGUCCGUAUUUGAGCCAGUCGGUGGUGGAAUCUCUUCUGACACAGCUGCACAGUGCUCAGGACUCUGCCAGGAUACUUAUGUGCCAUUGUUUAGCAUCCGUUGCUGUGCAGCUGCCUGUGUUGGGAGAUGGAAUGCUGGGAGAUCUAAUGGAGCUCUACAAAGUUAUUGGCCGCUCAGCCUCAGACAGGCAGCAGGAGCUUUUGGUUUCACUUGCUACAGUUAUUUUUGUAGCCAGCCAGAAAGCUCUGUCACCAGAAGUCAAGACCAUCAUUAAACAGCAACUUGAAAAUGUUUCUAAUGGCUGGACUGUCUAUAGGAUCGCCAGGCAAGCAUCCAGAAUGGGAAACCAUGACAUGGGCCGGGAGCUGUACCAGAGUCUGCUGACCCAGGUGGCCUCAGAACACUUUUACUUCUGGCUAAAUAGCUUGAAAGAAUUCUCCCUGGCAGAGCAGUGCCUGAGUGGCUUACAAGAAGAGGAUUAUAGCUCUGCUCUAUCGUCUAUUGCUGAAUCCCUGAAGUCCUACCAUAAAGGCAUUGCCUCACUUACGGCCGCUAGCACACCGAUGAAUCCUCUGAGUUUUCAGUGCGAAUUUGUAAAGCUACGAAUAGACCUUCUGCAAGCGUUUUCCCAACUUAUUUGCACAUGUAACAGUUUAAAAACCAGCCCCCCACCUGCCAUUGCUUCCACGAUUGCUAUGACCUCAGGGAAUGACCUUCAGAGAUGUGGUCGCAUAUCCACCCAGAUGAAGCAAUCCAUGGAAGAAUUCAGAAAUUUGGCCACACGAUACGGGGAUUUAUAUCAGUCGUCUUUUGAUGCCGAUUCUGCAACUUUGCGAAACAUUGAACUGCAACAACAGAGCUGUCUUCUAAUUUCAUAUACUAUUGAAGCUCUAAUUUUGGAUCCAGAAUCGUGUAGUUUCCAGGAAUGCAGCCUCAAUGGGUCUGUACAAGCUGACAGUGAAUAUGAACGCAGGAUGAUGUCGGUCUUUAACAGUGUCCUGGAGGAGGUGGAAGUCCUUGGUAGGAAAUACCCUCCAGUGUCUUACUUGCACACCUCUUGUUUAUGCAAUGCAGCAAUCAGCUUGCUGAAAGUUCCACUUUCAUUCCAAAGAUACUUUUUCCAGAAGCUCCAGUCUACUAGCAUAAAGCUUGCGCUAUCUCCCUCGCCACGUAAUCCUACUGAACCGAUUGCUGUACAGAGCAACCAACAAAUGGCAUUAAAGGUUGAAGGAGUGAUACAGCAUGGCACCAAACCAGGGCUUUUCCGAAAGAUCCAGUCAGUUUGUUUGAAUGUUUCAUCCGCAUUGCAAAGUAAACCAGGCCAGGAGUAUAAGAUACCUGCAGAGGGUGUGAGAAGUGAAAUGGAGCAAAAGGUUGAACCACACAACGAUUACUUUAGCACCCAGUUCCUGUUGAAUUUUUCAGUUCUUGGGACUCACCAUAUUACAGUAGAGUCAUCUGUCAUUGAUUCCAAUGGAGUCCUUUGGAAAACUGGUCCAAAAACCACAAUUUUUGUUAAGUCAUUAGAAGAUCCUUUUUCACAGCAGUUACGCCUGCAGCAGCAGCAGCAACAGCAGCAACAGCAGCCGGCACAGCAACCCAUUCAGCAACAGAGAAACGCAUACUCCCGUUUUUAAUAUUUCUUAACUGGGGUUAAUAUGUCUAGAACAACUCAAUUUUUUUACAUUAUUGCACCUUUUUCUAGAAACUGAAAUGCUGUUUGUGUCUAAUUGAAUAAAAAAAUUACAUUUCUA
Molecule: messenger RNA, 3116 nt
Organism: Bombina bombina (fire-bellied toad)
Lineage: Eukaryota; Metazoa; Chordata; Amphibia; Anura; Bombinatoridae
Gene: INTS7
Product: integrator complex subunit 7
Exons: 20
Coding region: 90-2999 (969 amino acids)
Biological process (GO): snRNA 3'-end processing
Cellular component (GO): integrator complex
Source: RefSeq, a predicted model, not a curated record